AGUCGUUACUGGUUACACGAUAGGCCGUCGCGUUAAAUAUUUUUUUAACUUGGUGAAUUAUGAGAAUAUCAACAAUCGUUUCAAUUUCAUUCUUCCUGUGCUGUUUGAAAUUUUUGUUUGCUGCAGAGAAACAUCGGACCGUAAAAACCAGUCGACCGAUCAUAGGAAUUCUAUCUCAGUCUACUCGAGAAAGCUAUUAUGAAUCAUUCGGCAAAGACUCGUUGCACAUUGUGGCGUCUUAUGUGAAAUUUCUUGAGUCAUCUGGUGCUCGAGUUGUUCCUAUAAGAACCGAUGUGGGGGAAGAGGAGUUGACAAAGUUGUACAGAUCCAUCAACGGUCUCCUCUUACCUGGUGGCCGCCAGACGAAAGCUUCCAGUUAUUACAAUGCAUCAAAGACAUUGCUAGAACUGGCUGUGCAAACAAAUGAUGGAGGUGGUUAUUUUCCUGUCUUAGGAAUAUGUCUGGGGCAUCAAGUUUUGACUCUCUGGAUAAGCGGAGUUCGGGACAGGUGCAUAACUGCGAUGAAAAUGCAAGAUUCAGUGAGGCCACUAAAUUUAUCUUCAGGGUGUUGUCGAGGAAGCAAAAUGAUAGGAAGUAUUCCUACGCCAUUGUUAAAGUCAAAUCCGACAAUUGCAACAUAUCACGCUCAUGACUUCUCUUGUUCGUUGCAAAAAUUUCUAGCCAGUGAAAGGCUGACAAAUUUUUUCAGAGUGUUGAGCACAAAUAUUGACGACGAAGGUAUGGAAUUCGUGUCAACAAUGGAAGCAAAACGGUAUCCUUUCUAUUCGAUGCAAUGGCAUCCCGAAAAGUCUGCAUUCGAGUGGAAUCCCGGGAAAAAAAUCCCGCACGAUGCAACGACUAUCGAAUUCAACUACUUUAUUUCGAAGUUUAUGGUCAAUGAAGCAAAGUUAAAUGAUCAUUCUUUCGAAUCUGAGACAACUGAACAAAAUGCCUUGAUUUACAAUUACUGUCCAGUCUACACGGGUCGAAACUAUUCGUACGAAGCUGAGCAAAUAUAUAUAUUGUAAUUUUAAAAUGCACGCAGUUUCAGUUUCAACUAUUCAUAUUUGUAAAAAAAAUGUCUUGUGUUC
Messenger RNA from Xenia sp. Carnegie-2017, 1091 nucleotides. RefSeq names its product gamma-glutamyl hydrolase-like. Gene Ontology annotation, cellular component: vacuole. Bases 60 to 1028 code for a protein of 322 amino acids. NCBI's taxonomy places the organism in Eukaryota, Metazoa, Cnidaria, Anthozoa, Malacalcyonacea, Xeniidae. The transcript has a single exon. Gene Ontology annotation, molecular function: gamma-glutamyl-peptidase activity. The record is from RefSeq and is a predicted model, not a curated record. Gene Ontology annotation, biological process: tetrahydrofolylpolyglutamate metabolic process.